This is a messenger RNA of Fonsecaea nubica, 1662 nucleotides long. RefSeq lists its product as hypothetical. The record is from RefSeq and is a predicted model, not a curated record. Gene Ontology annotation, cellular component: membrane. The transcript has 5 exons. Gene Ontology annotation, molecular function: carbohydrate:proton symporter activity. Gene Ontology annotation, biological process: transmembrane transport; carbohydrate transport. NCBI's taxonomy places the organism in Eukaryota, Fungi, Ascomycota, Eurotiomycetes, Chaetothyriales, Herpotrichiellaceae. Bases 1 to 1662 code for a protein of 553 amino acids.
AUGUCGUCGGAUAGCGACAAGUCAAAGGGAGAGUUGCACCAGGGUCCUCAGAGCGAUGUCCUUCACUCCGAGGUCCUGGAUGAGCCCAAGGGCGAGGUGCACUCGAGCGAGAAGUCGGACCUUGAUCAUGCUGAGGUCUUGGUCAACCCGGAUCUGAUGAGCGAUGCCGUCGAUGGCGAGGUCCGUGAACAUGGCAUGACCAUGUGGGCGGCGGUCAAGCAGCACCCCUGGGCAUGUCUAUAUGCAUUUAUCAUGUGCUUCACCAUUGUCAUGGAAGCAUUCGACAUGUUUCUGAACGGCAACUUUGUUGCGCUUCCCGUCUUCCAACGAAGAUUCGGCGUCUCGCUCAAGGACGGCGGCUAUGCUAUCCCAACAAGAUGGCAGAGCGCCCUCUUCCAAUCUGGCCAAUGCGGUGCUUUUGUCGGUGUCUUCCUGGCUGGACCUGUUACCAAUCGUCUCGGCUACCGCUGGACCACCAUCUUGGCCCUGGUGCUGAUGAAUGCCACGAUUUUCAUUUCGUUCUUUGCCGACUCUCUCACGGUUCUUACAGUUGGACAGGCACUGGAAGGUGUCCCUUGGGGAUUCUUCAUUGCGAACUCGCCCGCCUACGCCAGCGAGAUUGUGCCCCUCGUCCUUCGAGGCGCUUGCACGGCCAGUCUGCAGAUGGCUUGGUCUGUUGGCCAAAUCAUUGUCGCCGCAGCCACCUACGGCUACAAUAAGCGAAACGACCAGUGGGCCUGGCGAGUGCCUCUUGCCUUGCAGUGGAUCUUCCCUACACCGCUAUUGAUUCUCAUCUUCCUCGGCCCGGAAUCACCUUGGUGGCUUGUUCGUCGUGGCCGCAAGCAGGAGGCCCUGCGCUCCAUCAAGCGCUUGGGUACGAAAUCGACCGAGCAUGCUGAACAAACACUCGCGAUGAUGGAACGGACUGUGGAAAUUGAAUUGCGCCAGGGCGGCACUCCUACGCUCCUCGACCUUUUCAAGGGCACGGAUCUGAGACGAACGACCAUUAUCUGCCUGAUGUACGCGUCGCAGAACUUUGCGGGUAACCUGAUUGCCAACCAAGCGACCUUUUUCUUUGAACAGGCCGGGAUCUCGACCAAUCGUGCCUUUGAGCUCAAUCUGAUCAACUCGUGUCUCCAAUUCUGCGCCAACGCGGGCUCGUGGUUCCUCACGGCUUGGUUCGGCCGCCGAACCAUCUACCUCUGGGGCACGGCGGUCAAUAUCACGCUACUGUUCGUGCUGGGCAUCUGCGCGUCGGUGUCGCAGAGCAGCGCGACCAACUACGCCCAGGCGGUGCUGGGGAUCCUCAUCUCGUUCGUCUUUGCCGGCUGCAUGGGCCCCAUCUCGUACACCAUCAUCGCCGAGACGUCGUCGGUCCGCCUGCGGGCCUUGAGCACCGGUGUCGGCCGCGCCGCCUACUACGUCGCCGAGAUCCCCAUGAUCUACCUCGCCUCGAAGAUGCUCAACCCCACGGGCUGGAACCUCGCAGGCAAGUGCGGCUACGUCUGGGGCGGCACCGCCUGCGUCUGCUGGAUCAUGGCCUUCUUCUUCCUCCCGGAGCUCAAACACCGCUCGUACCGCGAGAGCGAUAUCUUGUUCAACCGCAAGAUUCCCGCCCGGAAGUUCAAGUCCACCGUCAUUGACGUCACGGAAAAUGAAUGA